Messenger RNA from Drosophila rhopaloa, 896 nucleotides. RefSeq names its product flocculation protein FLO11. The transcript is spliced from 3 exons. NCBI's taxonomy places the organism in Eukaryota, Metazoa, Arthropoda, Insecta, Diptera, Drosophilidae. The coding region runs from base 39 to 848 and encodes 269 amino acids. The record is from RefSeq and is a predicted model, not a curated record.
AGUAAAGAUCCGACCGCCAACGAAACGACCAUACCAACAUGAAGUUCCUGUGCAGUGUUUUAAUCCUCGCCAGCGUUCUGGCUGCCAACGCCAAGCCCAAUGUACAGUUGCAGAUACAGAGUGCUUUGGAUCAGUACCUGGUGCAUGCCCGCGAUCUGGAUGCCACCGUUUCCGCGGAUGUGACCACCCAGUGCUUCAACCUCUACCUGCCCAUGCUGAACGAGGUGGCCGCCACUUUCUCGAGCUCCUACCAAGGAUGCAUUAGCACCGCCAACGCCGAGACCGCCAAUCUGACUGCCCAGGCCGAUAAGCAGCAGAAGAUCUACCAGUCGGACGUCUCCAGCCUCUGCAGUGCCUUCACCGCCUGCAACAGCGACAACGACACCACCACCUUCUUCAACUGCUACGCCAGUGCUGCCGAGAGUGACGUCUCUGUGAUCUACGACAUUGCCACCAAUGCCGCCAGCUCGGCCACCACCCUGAGCAUGGGCAUCCAGGCCAUCCAGGCCACCGAGUACCAGUGCACCAACACCACGGAGAGCAACUACGUCCGCGACACGGCGGCCACCUACGAUCUGCUGGACAGCUGCCUGAAGUACGGCGUUCCCACAACCUCCACCGCCGCCCCCUCCCCAUCCCGCCCGGUGGCUAGCUCGAGCAGGGCUCCUGUCACUGAUGGCACCACUGCUCUUGCCUCGUCCUCUGCCGCUGUGACCACCGCUGCCCCCGGAACACCUGCUCCAGUCAGCACCGCUGCCCCCGGAACUGCUGCUCCGGUUACCACCGCUGCUCCCGGAACUGCUGCUCCGGUCACCACCGCUGCUCCUGGCACUCCGGCAUCUUCUUAGAGGCCACCAAUUAUAGUAAUUGCAAGCAAUAAAUGAGCAUUUGAAAAA